GACGCCCGGGGGGCGGGGAUUUCCGGCAAACUCGUGCUUGCCACAGUGAGGAGAGUGGGCGUUCGAUCCGUCUUCUUCCACCAGCUUCAUACAUGACUGCACGGCCGGCGUCGCGCAAGUUGUGAAAUUUCCCAGUCGCAAGUUCGGGCCGACGAACAUGACGGAGGGCUCCGCGAGCAAGCCGUUCAACGGCGACCCCUGCCACCGCGCCUCGAACGGCAAGAGACCGAGCAAAAAUGGCUUCGUGAAGAGCCACUGCCUGUUCCAACAGCCGCAGAAGUACCGCCGCCCCCGGGACAAGAACCGAAAUGUCACACACAACUCCAGCCUGUACAAGAAGCCCUACGUGGAGUCAUACGAGGAGACUCCUCUUCUGGUGGCCGUGCUCACCUACAUGGGCUACGGCGUCCUCACUAUCUUCGGCUACCUCCGAGACUUCCUCCGCCACUGGAACAUAGAGAAGUGCAACGUGGCCCGGGAGAGAGAUGAGCAGAAGGAUUUUGUCCCGCUCUAUCAGGACUUUGAGAAUUUUUACACCAGGAAUUUAUACAUGAGGAUCCGAGACAACUGGAACAGACCCCUCUGCAGCGUCCCCGGUGCCAAGAUGGACCUGGUGGAGAGAGUUACCCACGACUACAACUGGACCUUUGAGCGCACGGGCAAAGUGCUGAAGGACGUCAUCAACAUGGGCUCAUACAAUUACCUCGGCUUUGCCGAGAAUGUUGGCGCCUGUGCCGACGCUGCUAUCGACACAACGCAAAAGUAUGGAGUUGGAGUGGGCAGCGCUCGCUGUGAGAUGGGGAACCUGGACAUUCACGAUGAGCUGGAGCAGUUGGUCGCCAGAUUCCUGGGAGUUGAGUCGUCCAUGUCUUUUGGCAUGGGCUUUGCCACCAACUCCAUGAACAUUCCUGCUCUCACCGGGAAGGGCUGUCUUAUCCUGAGCGACGAGCUGAAUCAUGCAUCGCUGGUGCUGGGAGCCCGUCUGUCUGGCUCCACAAUUCGGGUUUUCAAACACAACAACAUGCAAAGCCUGGAGAAGCUGCUGAGAGACGCCAUCGUACACGGGCAGCCAAGAACCCACCGGCCCUGGAAGAAAAUCCUCAUCGUUGUGGAGGGCAUAUACAGUAUGGAGGGGUCCAUAGUGCGUCUGCCAGAGGUCAUUGCUCUGAAGAAGCGCUACAAGGCCUAUCUGUACCUGGAUGAGGCCCACAGUAUCGGGGCCCUGGGUCCCAACGGUAAAGGAGUGGUGGACUACUUUGGCCUGGAUCCCAAAGACGUGGACAUCAUGAUGGGAACAUUCACAAAGAGCUUCGGUGCAGCCGGUGGAUACAUCGGAGGCAAUAAGGAGCUGAUCGACUACCUGCGGUGCCACUCCCACAGUGCGCUGUAUGCCACCUCCAUGUCCCCUCCCGUGGCCCAGCAAAUAAUCACUUCUAUGAAGAUCAUCAUGGGCGAGGACGGGACCACACUAGGUGCUGAUCGCCUCAGGCAGCUGUCACAGAACACCACCUACUUCCGCAAGAAACUCCGCGACAUGGGCGUCAUCAUCUACGGCAACGACGACUCGCCCGUCGUACCAAUGAUGCUAUACAUGCCUGCCAAAAUCGGGGCCUUCGGUCGGGAGAUGUUGAAGAGGAACAUCGGCAUCGUAGGAGUCGGCUUCCCGGCGACGCCCAUCAUCGAGUCGAGGGCACGUUUCUGCGUUUCAGCUGCUCACACCAGAGAGAUACUUGACAUAGUGUUGGAGGCGAUCUGUGAAGUGGGCGACCUGCUGCAGCUGAAGUACUCGAGACGCGAGCUGCCGCUUCCCUCUAUGGGGUGGAUGUCUGAGGAGAGUCUGCUGCAGGACUGAGCCCUCGUCCCAAAUCCACUUCCCCUCCCUUUCUUUGCCUUCUCUGGUCUGAUGUUUUCCUCUGAGCCCGUCUCUCCGCCCCCACGUCUCCGUAUCUCUUCACAUCCGACUCCCGAGGACUCACCAGUCUUCACCCUGGUCCGCCCCGUUUCAAAACCUUCUUCAGCCCCUAACAGAGGACCAAAAUCACACACAUCGUUCCGUGUCAGUUGUUACAGAGUUUGUCCUAACUUAUUGUUACUGCGUCAGUCUAACGUCAAAGUUUUAUUCCUGUGUGCACAUUGAAUGUGUAUCCUAUUUGUGCAAUAAUCACAACAAUGCAGAGUUUCGUUUUCAAACAACCAAGAGCAAAUUGGACAGAUUUUUGCCAUUAGUUCCUAUCCAUGCGCUUGGAGGAAAAUACAUCUGAUCAUAGCCAUUUCUAUGAUGCACUCAAAUGGGGAGGGGGAAAAAAUGUAAAUAUUAUUUAUCCUGAUGUUGGUAAAAACUGCCUUAGGGUAGCAUCCCAAACCGCAAAGAGAGAGACAGAUUAUUUCACAGGAGUUCUGAUCAUAUAUUUAUCUGAUGGCUUCUUCCUAAUCACUUUUACUUGAAGAGAGAGUAUAAGAUAUUGGGUUCUUUCCCUCACCAAAGGAUAUAUAUAUGUAUAGAUAUAUUUUCUACCUUUUCUCUUCAAAUGCAAAGCAAAUGUUCCAAAAGAAGAAGCAAAAAACAAUGGGGAAAGAUUCCCAUGGAGCGAGACUAAGGAAUAUUUUUUACCGCUUAUUUUCUAGAAAUACUUUUCAGCCUUAUUUACUUGUUUACACCUGCACUCAAAAAAAAACUUGAGCCCAGUCUUUAACAUUUCUAUAAGCUAAUGAGCUAUAAGCUAAUGAGCUACAAGCGUGAUUGUUUUUUUUUUCCUUCCGUUCAAAUCAUCUUCACUCAAGUGCUUUUCACAUGUUCCAGCGUCGACACCCACGUCUGAGCACGAUGACGCGCUGCAACUGGGAUCUGUAUGUAUGACGAUUUCGUGCCCACAUUUAUCUGAUUUACAGACCGCUUUUAUUUAUUUGUCGUCCCUCAGCCGCCUCGCGUUUGUUGAUUAAAUGUGUGUAUUACCUGGAAAGGCAGCUCCGUGUUUAUUUUUAACUGACUACUUACACGUCUUAAAGCUUCAGUGCGACACUACUGACGGGCAUUCUAAAUGCACAGAUGAUGUAGCCACUGAAAUGUGCAAGAUUUGUUCAAGUUAUGCGUCUUGUAUCAUUUGUCGUUUCUCAGAAUUUGAUCAUCUUCUGGAAUGACAUUCCACAUCAACCUGCUUCGAUUGUCUAGUGUGUUUUGCUUUUAACGUUUCGUCCGACUUGUCUGUGUGAUGUCAAACAUGCCACUGUCAAACUUCAUGCGUGUGUUUAUGCUCUUGUCACUUUAUGGGUGUGAAUCGGAGCGUGCGUCAGUGUAGCCAGUCUGAAAGCUGGAUGUGACCAUUACUACAGUUGUUCAUCAAAGUGAUUAAACUUCAGAGUUUAUGGCAUUUGGGCACAGCACACCCAGGGUUUUUGGUUUCUCCAACUGUACAUCCUUUAAACGUUAGUCGCAUUUUUGUGUGAGUCAUUCCAAUACUGUUGUUUGUUUGUUUUUUUAACAGAAAGUGGCUUGAAUAACUACUCAAUGAUGCAUUUUGCUUUUAAUAAAUAUAUAAAAGGUGGAACACGUGACUAUGAUCUGGAAUUGCACUUUUCAGCAAUGUUGUCAAAGUUUCCUCUGGAGCUGUCGGCAGCACCUUGCAGGACGUUAAAUGUCCACAUUUCUGUCGAUGGAGGCAAAAAAAAUGUAAUUGCAAACAGCAACGGUGACUUUCUCUCAGCCAGGUUUCCCCCACUGAAACUGAGGAAUUCAAAGUCCAGAGAGAUUUAUCUCCACACACACACACACACACACACACACACACACACACACACACACACACACACACACACACACACACACACACACACACACACACACACACACACACACACACACACACACACACACAGCCUAGCUACCACAAAUACCUGCUAGAUGACCUGCAGUCACCACUGGAAACUUGCUUAUCGCUUAGUCGCUUUUUGCCCUUGGGAGUCGUAUACUGGGGUUGAAGAUAAACCACUUGGAGGAGUUUGUGAAGCCAUGAUGUUUGUUGACCAUGCUGAUGGAAACUGCUCUAAAGAUUAAAUCACUUUCCUAGUAUCAAGA
Messenger RNA from Scophthalmus maximus (turbot), 4072 nucleotides. RefSeq names its product serine palmitoyltransferase, long chain base subunit 2b (gene sptlc2b). Bases 158 to 1852 code for a protein of 564 amino acids. Gene Ontology annotation, molecular function: serine C-palmitoyltransferase activity; pyridoxal phosphate binding. The transcript is spliced from 12 exons. The record is from RefSeq and is a predicted model, not a curated record. Gene Ontology annotation, biological process: ceramide biosynthetic process; sphingosine biosynthetic process. Gene Ontology annotation, cellular component: serine palmitoyltransferase complex. Lineage: Eukaryota; Metazoa; Chordata; Actinopteri; Pleuronectiformes; Scophthalmidae.